AUGGCAAACGACCGGCCGAACCACCACCACCCCACCGCCGCCGCCUCCGCCUCCCGGACCGUCAUAUUUGGCAAGUACGAAAUUGGGCGCCUCCUCGGGAAGGGAACCUUCGCCAAGGUCCACCACGCCCGUAAUCUGGAGACCUCCGAGAGCGUGGCCAUUAAGGUCCUCAGCAAGGACCACGUCCGGAAGGAAGGCAUGAUUGAGCAGAUCCAGCGCGAGAUCUCGGUUAUGCGCCUCGUCCGCCACCCCAAUGUCGUCGGCAUCCACGAGGUCCUCGCCACCAGGCAGAAGAUCUUCUUCGUCAUGGAUUACGUCAGAGGCGGCGAGCUCUUCGCCAGGGUCGCCCGCGGCCGAUUGCGGGAGGACUCCGCUCGGAGGUACUUCCAGCAGCUCAUCAGCGCCGUCGACUUCUGCCACAGCCGAGGCGUCUACCACCGCGACCUCAAGCCCGAGAACCUCCUCCUCGACGAUGACGGCAACCUCAAGAUCUCCGACUUCGGCCUCUCCGCCCUGCCGGACCAGCUCCGGAACGACGGCCUCCUUCACACGCAGUGCGGGACCCCGGCCUACGUGGCGCCGGAGGUCCUGCGGAAGAGAGGCUACGACGGCGCCAAGGCUGACAUCUGGUCGUGCGGCGUCAUCCUCUACGUUCUGCUUGCCGGAUUCCUGCCGUUUCAGGACGAGAACAUGAUGAAGAUGUACACAAAGAUCUUCAAGGCGGAUUUCGAGUUUCCCCCAUGGUUCUCGCACGAGUCCAAGCGGUUGAUUUCGAGGCUUUUGGUCCCAGAUCCGGCGAAGAGGAUCGGGAUUCCGGCGAUUAUGAGAUUCCCCUGGUUCUGUAAAAAUUUCUCCCGUCCGCUAGCUCUUUCUAUCCAUGAGGACAAAGAUUCGGAUGAUCAGAGCCUAGAAUUGGAUCUGACAAGAUCAAAAUCGGCUCCCCCCUUUUACAACGCAUUCGAGUUCAUAUCCUCCAUGUCGUCAGGUUUCGAUCUGUCAGGCUUGUUCGAGAGCCAGAGGAAAUCGGGGUCAUUGUUCACUUCCAAGUCCUCGGCCCAGACAAUCAUGGGGAAAUUAGAGUGUUUGGCGAAGAAGCUGGGUUUCAGGAUGGUCGCAAGCAAGGAUUACAAGGUGAGGUUGCAGGGGACCUCCGAGGGGCGGAAAGGUAAAUUGUCGGUCACGGCGGAGGUGUAUGAGGUGGCGCCUGAGGUGGCAGUCGUGGAGUUGUCGAAAUCUUCGGGCGACACGCUGGAGUACAACAAGUUGUGUGAGGAAGAUAUUAGGCCUGCCCUCAAGGAUAUAGUCUGGAGUUGGCAAGGGGAGAGCAGUGUUUGUGACGACUAA
Striga asiatica is the source of this 1344-nucleotide messenger RNA. NCBI's taxonomy places the organism in Eukaryota, Viridiplantae, Streptophyta, Magnoliopsida, Lamiales, Orobanchaceae. The record is from the annotation of a GenBank genome assembly.